This is a messenger RNA of Chelonia mydas (Green sea turtle), 1519 nucleotides long. It is a transcript of the gene RAB9A, whose product is annotated as RAB9A, member RAS oncogene family. NCBI's taxonomy places the organism in Eukaryota, Metazoa, Chordata, Testudines, Cheloniidae. Gene Ontology annotation, molecular function: GTPase activity; GTP binding. The record is from RefSeq and is a predicted model, not a curated record. Gene Ontology annotation, biological process: Rab protein signal transduction; retrograde transport, endosome to Golgi. The transcript is spliced from 4 exons. Bases 307 to 912 code for a protein of 201 amino acids. Gene Ontology annotation, cellular component: lysosome; phagocytic vesicle; late endosome.
CGGCCGGCCCGGGUCACGUGACCUAGAGGCCCCACCCCCUGCCGCCGCCGCCAUGUUGUUUCUCCCUCCCGUACCAGCUGGUGGCUGCAGAGGCGGGACGGGAGCUGCGCAGCCCGGCUGCCGACAUCAGCGGCGCCUCCCCCGGCAGAUGCUGAAUGAUGAUUUAAGCUGAACAAUCAAGGCUGCAGACCCUGAUGGAGGAGUACUGCCUGGUUAAAGCUGAAAUGCUUCAAUUGACUUGAAGUCCAGUAUAUCAGAAGGUGGCAUUGAUUGACUCAGAAAUCGGGAGGAUCCGUUUCAACAACAAUGGCAACAAAAUCGUCGCUCCUUAAAGUAAUACUCCUAGGUGAUGGUGGAGUCGGGAAGAGUUCACUUAUGAACAGAUAUGUCACUAACAAGUUUGAUACACAGUUGUUCCACACAAUAGGCGUGGAGUUCUUAAAUAAAGAUUUGGAAGUGGAUGGACACUUUGUUACAAUGCAGAUAUGGGACACGGCAGGUCAAGAACGGUUCAGGAGCUUACGGACUCCUUUCUAUAGAGGUUCUGACUGUUGCCUUCUAACUUUCAGUGUAGAUGACUCUCAAAGCUUCCAAAACUUGGGUAACUGGAAAAAAGAAUUCAUUUACUAUGCAGAUGUCAAAGAGCCUGAAAGUUUUCCUUUUGUGAUAUUGGGUAACAAAGUUGACAUAAAUGAAAGGCAAGUGUCUACAGAAGAAGCCCAGGACUGGUGCAGGAACAACGGCAACCAUCCCUAUUUUGAGACUAGUGCAAAAGAUGCCACUAAUGUUGCAGCGGCCUUUGAGGAAGCUGUUCGAAGAGUUCUUGCUACUGAAGACAGAACAGAUCACUUGAUUCAGACAGAUACAAUAAAUCUUCACCGGAAGCCUAAACCCAGUUCAUCUUGCUGUUGACUGUUAGAUUUUUUUUUUUUUUGCCAAUAAAGUUCUGACAGACUUACCCUAAAAAUAAGAAAAGGAGUAAUAGCUCAAAUAUAAGUGGGUUCCACCCUAAUAUUAUUAAAAUAUAACAUUCUGCUGCUUUACUGGGGGGUAGGGGCGGGCUUCCAUUCAGUGAGUGAUUUUUUACUGAAAUCUUCUGUUUAGAAAGGUGUCAGCUAAAAAUGUUCAUUUAAUACAAAUGUGUAAUUUGCAAAGUUAACAAAUCAAAUGAUAAAUACUUAAAUGUAAUUCAGAGGAACUUGAAAGUUCUAGAAGCACUACUUUUGGGUUUUUUUUCCUGUAAUUCAAAUGCAAGGAACAAAUUUUAUAUGUAUGUAUAUUUUUAUGAAAUUAAUAUUCCAUUUUUGGUUCACUAAAACCCAUUUCAUAACAAUAAUGCUAAAUAUUAAAGAACUUCAGUCUCAUUACAUUCCUUUUGAUCUGAGUGGUACUUCAUCUCUAAUGUGAUUUUUUUUUUUUUAAUUCUAUAUAAACCUUUAGAUUUCUGCUAUUAAGUACCUAAUGUGACUAGAACUACUGUAGAUUUUAAGGUGGGAAAUAAACCUCCUGCAUACUUAAA